UAUGACACGGUCCCUUGUAUACACUUUUAAACUCAAUUGCAAUAACCAUCUGUGUGAAAUCCAUUUGAAAAUAGAUAAAAAUCAUCACCACAAUUACUUCUGUCAGUGAGGUAACGAAAUAAAGAUGGGACAAAAGAAUUCUAAAACUGAAGAUUAUGUUAUAUAUGUGAAGACUGGUGACAAAAAAGGAGCUGGUACUGAUGGAAAUAUAUUCGUGUCGUUAAUUGACGAAGCUGGUGCGAGGACACGGGAUUUGGAACUCGAUACGUUGUGGAAGGAUGACUUUGAGGCAGGAAAUACUGAUAGUUUUCCAGUGAGUGAUUGCCCAGAUUUCAAACAUAUCGCAAAGUUGGAUAUUUGGAGGGAUAACACAAGAGCAAACGAUAAUUGGUAUGUCGAUAAAGUUGUUGUGGAACGGUCCAAAGAUAAGGACCAGAGUGUAUUCCCAAUACAUCGUUGGAUACCUGCCAAUUUCCGAAUACAGAUACAGGAGUUUGACUGCGUAUUACCGCAACACGAUAACAAUCCGGAACAACGAAAGAAGGAACUGGUACAAAAACAAGAAAUAUACAAACUUAAGGUUCGAAACGAUGGUCUCUCUGCCCAGAUAUUAGAGAUGCCAGCCGAUGAAUCCUUCUCCAAUGACUACAAAUGGGAUAUACAGAAGACAAAGCUGAAGCUUGGUAUCUCGGCUAAAGUCAUAGCUUCGAUGACUGGCAAGUUUAAAACCCUUGACAGUAUUGAACAUAUGUAUGGUUCGACAUUUCCAGUUCCCUAUGGUCUAGAGAACUGGAGAAGCGAUGUUGAAUUCGGAUCCCAAAGGCUAACUGGAUGUAACCCUGUAUCAAUAUGCCUCUGUCGCGAGAUACCCAAUAAUUUUCCAGUUGCACCAGGGAUGGUUGAGCCAUUCCUUGAAGAACAGACUCUUAAGAAUUGCCUAGACAAUAAAAGGAUCUACAUCGUGGACUUCAAAAUUCUAGAAGACCUUGAAUGCACUAACAACAGAACAGUAUGUGCAUCACUUGGUUUAUUCUAUGUGAACAAUAGACAGAAGUUAAUGCCUAUUGCCAUCCAACUCCACCAGACUCCCUCAGAUACGAACCCUAUAUUCUUACCGUCUGACCCUGAGUAUACCUGGAUGUUGGCCAAGAUGUGGUUCAACAACUCCGAUUCAUGCUAUCACCAGGCUGCCGUUCAUCUGGGAUUUACGCAUUUAAUGCUCGAGUUUGUCGCUGUGGUAACCCAUCGCCAGUUGUCUCCAUCGCAUCCGCUCUUCCGUUUACUGGCACCACACUUUCUUUAUCUGAUUGCAAUAAACACGCUAGCCUUGAAUAAGUUGGUAUCGCCUGGAGGCUGGUUGGACAAGACAAUGACUAUGGGCAGCACUGGCUUGUUUAAUAUUGUCAAGCGAACCAGGUCAAAGUGGAGAUUGGACCGGGAAGGAACUUUUCCUCGUGAUAUUAAAAAUAGAGGAGUAGAUGAUGCAGAUGCGUUGCCUAACUACCACUACAGGGAUGAUGCUCUUCUCGUUUACGG
Molecule: messenger RNA, 1536 nt
Organism: Owenia fusiformis
Lineage: Eukaryota; Metazoa; Annelida; Polychaeta; Sabellida; Oweniidae
Source: the annotation of a GenBank genome assembly